ACCGAUCAAUGGAUAAUGUUGAAACACCAUUGGCCAUCCUACCCGAAAAUCGAUAAUGGUCGUAGGUGAUCGAUUUUCAUUAUUAGGCGGCGCUGGUUCGACAGCUAACAGUUUAAAUAAAAAGCAUUACCAUGGCUAUUGCAGCGGCAGAUAACUUUCAGCUGAAGUGGCAUAGUUACGGGACACAUCUUCAUUCAUCCGUAGCCACUUUGCUGCGGUCAGAAUUAUUUUCCGACGUGUGUUUAGCAACAGUGGACGGACGACAGAUAUCGGCGCAUCGGUUCGUAUUAUCAGCAUGCAGUUCGUAUCUUCAGCAGCUACUCAAAGCUGUGUACCCACCUACAGUCAAUUUCCCCAUUGUAAUUGUUUUACCCUCAGAAAUCCCUUACCGUAUUUUGAAGAUUUUGGUUCAGUAUAUGUACAGCGGAGAGGCAACAGUGAGCUAUGGACAGCUGGAUGGAAUCCUGAGAGCUGCACAUAUUUUAGGUAUAAAGGGACUGUGCCAUGAAAGGACUAAUACAGUAAAUCAGGUGGUACAGGACAGAAAUGGCAAUGUCCAACCCUCAGUACAGAGAUUAUUUCCUCUUCAGAUACAGACUGAGGCAACAGGGAAGUGUCAGAGGAAAACAUCCUCAGGUUCAAGAUUUCAGGAUUCCUCCUCGACUGCUACAACUGACCAGAAUGCAUGUAACGAAAAGGAAACAGCAAGUGUAGAUACAGCUUCAAAUGGAAAAGAGGACAAGAAUCCAGAGAAAAAGCAAGAUGAAGUAACUCCUUGUGCUGUUAGCAGCAAGAGUCCUACCGAAGCAGACCUUCUGACUGACAGUUCUUCUGAGCACCCGCCUAAUAAUUUGCCAUUGAAUCCUGUCCAGUUGAUAGUAAAACAGGAACCUAUAGAGUGGGUAGAUACAGAACUGUCUGAACCAAUGGAAGAAGAAAUAGCAAGUCAUAUGCAUCCAGAAGUGACAGUUAAGUCUGAGGAAGAUGACUUCCAUGAUAGUGAAGGAAGGGCUGUACAUGUACAGGAACCCUCUGCCUUGUAUACACCCCUCACAUGUGAUCUUUGCCAUGAAACAUUUAGUCUUCCAGGUGACUGGGUACGCCAUAUAGAAAAUUUCCAUGAAAAACAUGAUGGUAGACGGAAACGUUAUAAUAGAAGACCUUCACAGGGCAAUGAAGAUGGUCCUGAAUUUCCACCAUUGAAAUGUGAGCUUUGUGAGCAAGUGUUUGACACUCCAGGUGUAUGGGUGCGACACAUCCAGGAGGAGCACACAGAUGAGCAGCUCGCUGCUACCAACAGGUGUGCCACUAAUAUCCGAGGUGGCCACAAAUUCACAGGGGAUCGGAAGCGCUGUCCAGUUUGUGCCAAAACUUUCCCAUCACGUGCAUCAAUGGUAAUCCACAAACGCACCCACACAGGUGAAAAACCUUAUGUGUGUGCUGUGUGCACUAAAGGGUUCAAUGUUAAAAGCAACCUAUUACGGCACCUACGAACAUUGCAUGAUCAAAUUGUCAGUCCAUCUGCUAUGGACUAAAGAAACAUAUCAAAUCAUUUGCUGUGUACUUAUGAGUAAUCUAAGUAGAAUACCAAUGAUUAAAUGACAAAUCUUUAGCAACAUAUCCCUGAAAGGCAAUGACUAUGUAAAAUUUUAUGUAACACCUUCUUGCAGCAUUAUUUGUAUUGUUAUCUCAAAAUACAAAUGUGAAUGGAAAAUAGAAAUGUUUUGCAUGCAAAUCUUUCAUAAGAAAAAUUUAUAACGAGUAGUAGUUAUAGUGCUGUACUGCACUGUUUCUGAAAUGAAAUAAUUGGUCCUAAACACCAUAUCUUGUUAAAAGGUUUCUGAUAUUGAUAAAUUACCAUAAUGCAGAUUCCAAUAUUAUCCAAUGAUUUGGGUUAUAAAAAUAAGUAUUUCUUCCUAUGUAGUGAAAUGUGUUUCCACAUUGAACAUUCCUUUGUAUCAAAGUGUUAUAUUUACAACUGGUAAGUUGCCAUUUACUCAGUCAACAGACAAUGAAUAAAGUUCAGGAUACCUGAAUCCAAGCAAAAACAAAGUUUUACAACAAGAUUUUAACAUGUUCUGACACUCUUACAUUACUGUAAACUUUACACAUUAAUGAAGUUUGUUUAAAUGGUUUGGUCAUUCUGAAUUUGUGUAUGGUCUUUUGUCUAUUUUGAUUUCAGAUUUUUUUUUUAAAUAGUUGCAUACUUUGUGAUUUGUGAAGUACCCUCUAUUGCUUAACUUAUAACACCAGUGAGUAAAUAAUAAAGCAAGUUCAUUCCUUCAA
Molecule: messenger RNA, 2286 nt
Organism: Schistocerca gregaria
Lineage: Eukaryota; Metazoa; Arthropoda; Insecta; Orthoptera; Acrididae
Product: zinc finger and BTB domain-containing protein 17-like
Exons: 5
Coding region: 132-1535 (467 amino acids)
Biological process (GO): regulation of transcription by RNA polymerase II
Cellular component (GO): nucleus
Molecular function (GO): protein binding
Source: RefSeq, a predicted model, not a curated record